Messenger RNA from Oikopleura dioica, 843 nucleotides. The record is from the annotation of a GenBank genome assembly. NCBI's taxonomy places the organism in Eukaryota, Metazoa, Chordata, Appendicularia, Copelata, Oikopleuridae.
AUGUUUUACUCUUGGACAAAACAAAACGUGCCCAAUGUGAAAUUCAUUUACCGAGGAGACGAUGACAAUUUUCUUAAUCCACUUGGAGUGAUGAAAUUUCUCGAAAAACAUUGGGACGAAGCAAAUGCAGAAGCUGCACUUUGGGGUGGAGUUAUUCAGGGAAUGCCCUCCGUUAUUAGCGACACGACGAAAUUAGAUGAAAUCAUGGAGGAAAGAAGGACUGAUGUAUGGCCAGAAGAAGUAUAUCCGAAGUAUGCAUCUGGUUCUGGUCAUAUUAUGAACCGAAAUGCUCUCUUCGUUUUGGAAGGACAAAUGCAGCUCAAUCCGUUGAUAUCUAUUGAUGAUGCUUUUAUUGGCAUUUCUGGGUUAGAAGAUAGAAUUUUCGAUGUCAAUGAAUUUCACCCGUGGGGAAUCAAGUUUGAAAACGGAAAUGAUUUUUGCACUAUUGUUAAUGCAAUCUCCAUUCAUUACCCAAAAUUUGAUUACGAAUGCAUGCUUUCGAAGAUCCUCAAAUACGCGGAAAAAUGCGAAAAGAUGAACUUCACGAGGCCAGAGAUAUUUCUUUCAGUUGUCCCUGGUAUCUACAGAAAAAUCAUUAUCAAUGAGGAACAAGCUGAAUACGUCUCUAAAGAGCUUUCGAAUGAAAAGCCAAUUUACAAGCUCGUUUAUGGCGAAUUCAACUCUGAGGAAAUGGGAUGGCACAUUCAAAUGCUUCAAAAUGACAGCUACAUUCCGAUUAAUGCUUACGAUAAAAUAACUACAGCGAAUAAAUGCCCACGAAAGCUUGCCGGAUUAUAUGGACUUGACGUUUUUGUUGACUGUUUUCAUGAAAAAUACAAUUAA